AUGUCACAGGAUGGUUUCCCUUCAAUCAUAUUUUUCGAUGUUUUGGGAACAAUUGUGGAAUGGAGACAUUGCAUCGCCAAGGAACUGAAUGCCAAAGCACAACAAGCUCUGCAAAAUCAAGCUCGAGAUCUGAGUACCGAUAUGCGAGCACGUAUCUCUGAUAUGUCCCUUUCGAGCUGGCAAGAAAUUUCUGAGGAGUGGCAUGGCUCCUAUAUGAACUUCGGAAACAACUACGAUACAUCUAAGCCCUUCGUCUCAGUGGAUGAGCACAACCGCAUUUCGUUGGAAAGUAUUCUCACCAAACGGCUUCUCCGAGGUUUAUUCAACGAGGACGAUCUCAACAAUUUGACACUCGCUUGGCAUCGACUGGACUCAUACUCUGACAGCGUGCCAGGUCUUUCUUUGUUAAACACUAAAUUUUUGACCUCUACAUUAUCCAAUGGAAAUGUAACGCUUCUUGAAGACCUAAAAGAGCACAAUUCUUUACCCUUUAAGCACAUCACCAGCGCAGAGCAUCUCGGUGCUUACAAGCCGUCACCAGAGGCCUAUAAUGGUGCUGCGGGCAGAUUUGGUCUCAUGAAUUCCCAAUGUUGUUUUGUUGCAGCCCAUCUUGAGGACUUGUAUGCCGCCAAAAAAUGUGGAUUUCAGACAAUCUAUCUCGAGAGAGACUUGGAAGAAGCUUGGGAUAGUAAAGAUGUUGCACGAGCCAGAGAAGAGGGGUUUGUCGAUCAUUGGGUCGGAGUUGGAGGCUCAGGUCUGAUUGAAGUUGCUCGAUAUCUUGGUAUAGAAAGCCAUGGAAAGUAUUUCGAAUGA
Molecule: messenger RNA, 813 nt
Organism: Penicillium soppii
Lineage: Eukaryota; Fungi; Ascomycota; Eurotiomycetes; Eurotiales; Aspergillaceae
Exons: 1
Coding region: 1-813 (270 amino acids)
Source: RefSeq, a predicted model, not a curated record